Closterium sp. Naga37s-1 is the source of this 1737-nucleotide messenger RNA. The record is from the annotation of a GenBank genome assembly. Lineage: Eukaryota; Viridiplantae; Streptophyta; Zygnematophyceae; Desmidiales; Closteriaceae.
AUGAUCAGCAGCAUCGGCAGCGCUAUUCCAAUUGCUACUAAGAGCCAUGGCUGCUUGCUAGACGAGCUACCCGACGAUGUUCUGGCCAAUGUCUUCGCCGCGCUUGGCUCUGCGCGACACGUGGCAGCGGCCGGCGCAGUCUGCCGUCGAUGGCGCCGCCUCGUGCCGUUCGUCCCCUCGCUCUCCUUCUCCCGCCUCUCGCUCCCUGCUGCGAAAAUCGAAGAGGUGGUAUCGCGUAUGGUGAUGCGCUCCCAUGGCCUGUCGUCCCUCCAAGUGGAGUCCGUAAAUUGCGGCGCGAGUCACAGCGGCGUUGGCGGCGCCGCCAGCGCGCAUCCCCGCGAGUUCAUCGUCGAGGCGUGGGCCCGCCACGCUGGCAGCUCCCUCCGCCACGUCACCAUCACACAGCACAAGACCGUCACUGCCGCCGGAUAUUCCGCCGCAACUUCCGCUGGGGGCUCCGACGUUCCCAGCUGCACGGUCUACGCGGGCGGUCCGGACCUGAGCUCCCAUCUGCAGCAUCUCGCGUCACAUUGCCCAGACCUCUCCUCGAUUCGCCUCGGCUCUUUCAACCUCCCGCCCAAUUUCCUCCUCGGAAACUCCAUCUUUCCGCAUCUGCGCUCGCUUUCCCUCGAAUGGACCAACCUGGCGGGUUCCACGCUCCAAUCACUGCUCGACGCGUGUCCUAAUCUCCGCCGCCUCUCCAUCUUCAUGGCGGCCGGUCUCAUCGCCACUGGUGCGCGGGCCGCAGCCGUGGCGGCGGGACAGCGCGCGGGGCUGUGCUUGCGCCUUCCCGCGCGAUUGGAGUCCAUCAAACUCGCUUAUCUGCGCGUCUCCGCCGUCACGCUUAUCUGCAGCGAGGCUGUCUGUACUGGAGACAAGAGCGCAGUAAGCGGAGGCGACGGCCUCGGCGAGGUGUCGAUUCAAGAUAUGUUCCUCACCGCGCUUUCCCUCCCCAACGCGCGCGCGCUCGCGUCUCUCUCCGUCGCCACGGCCUCUGCGCUGCGCCUCUCCGCGCCCGCUUCCGCCGCCCUCGCGUCGCUCGAGGUCCGCGCGGGAACCGUCAACUGGCCGUCGCUGGAGUCGCUCGUCGCGGCCGCGGGAGCGGGGCUCAAGCACCUCGCGCUGGAUCUCUUCAGCGUCGAAUGCGGCGGCUCUGGCGCUCCGCGCAGCGGCGUGGCGACCUAUCCCCCGCGGGAGGCAGUGGCGGGCGACGGGAUUGGAGGAGAUGCGGCCACCAAAGCCACCGCGGGAAGCGUCAAUCUGCUGAAUUUGUAUUGGCUGAUUGGUCAUUGCCCUAAUCUCUCCUCGCUCUCCUUCGGCCCUCUACCAUGGGAGUGCCUUAUCCGCGGCGGCUGUAUCGCCACUCCUGGUUGGGCCCCUGGCUCAGGCUCGGGUGUGGGAGGUUCGGCAGAUGAUUGGGUGACGCAGGGUAGGGUGAUGAACCCAGUUGAUGUGGAUGCUUGGCCGACUUACUUGGAGAAACUUUCUGUGAAGCUUCGAAGAAGGAGCGGGGCUACACUGCUUUGGAUCGGUGCGUUUAUGCGGCAGUGCGCUGGCACUCUGAGGACUGUGGAGGUGGCUUGUAUGGAGGAUGAGGAUGAGGAAGAUGAUGAGGAUGACGAGGAGGAGGAAGAGGAAGAGGAGUUCGAGGACAUGGAUGAGGAACCAGCAGCAGGCAAACCUGCCAGUCCUGCAAGGAGCAUUGUGCAGCAUGUGUGGCCAUGGCAGUGGCAGUAG